AUGGCGACCACUUCUUCCAUGUUCAUGUACUCACUCACCAUCCAACCGCCCACAGCCAUCACUCAAGCUAUACUCGGCCAGUUCUCUGGCACCAAGGAGCAGCAGAUAGUCUCUGCUGCCGGCUCGAAGCUCACCAUCCAUCGCACGGAGCCGUCCCAGGGCAAGGUGCAGACGCUCUUCUCCCAGGAUGUCUUUGGCAUCAUCAGGUCCCUCGCCGCGUUCAGGCUCGCCGGCAGCAACAAAGACUACAUCAUUAUCGGCUCUGAUUCUGGGAGAAUCACAAUUGUCGAGUAUGUGCCGGCGCAGAACCGGUUCAAUCGGAUUCAUCUCGAGACCUUUGGGAAAUCAGGCGUCAGACGCGUCGUUCCGGGACAGUACCUCGCCGUCGACCCCAAGGGAAGAGCCUGCUUGAUCGCCUCGGUGGAGAAGAACAAGCUGGUCUACGUUCUCAACCGAAACGCGCAGGCCGAACUUACCAUAUCCUCGCCCUUGGAGGCUCACAGGCCGCAGACGGUCGUCUUUGCCCUCACCGCGCUCGAUGUAGGCUAUGAGAACCCCAUCUUCGCCGCGCUAGAGGUUGAGUACACCGAAGUCGACCAGGACUCUACGGGCCAGGCGUACGAAGAGACGGAGAAGAUGCUGGUCUACUACGAACUUGACCUUGGACUCAAUCAUGUCGUCAGGAAGUGGGCUGACCCCGUCGACCGUACCGCGUCUAUGCUCUUCCAAGUUCCAGGAGGUGCAGACGGUCCAAGUGGUGUCUUGGUUUGCGCAGAGGACAACAUUGUUUACCGACACUCAAACCAGGACGCCUUCAGAGUCCCUAUUCCGCGCCGGCGUGGCCCUACCGAAAACCCGGAGCGUAAACGAUGCAUCACUGCAGGAGUAAUGCAUAAAAUGCGCGGUGCUUUCUUCUUCCUCUUGCAGUCCGAGGAUGGUGACCUGUUCAAACUGACCAUGGAAAUGGUGGAGGAUGAAAACGAGCAGGCCACGGGCGAGGUCAAGAGGCUCAAACUCAAGUACUUCGACACAGUCCCACUGGCAUCGAGCCUCUGUAUUCUCAAGAGCGGUUUUUUGUUCGUCGCUAGUGAAACAGGCAACCAGCACUUCUACCAGUUUGAGAAACUCGGAGAUGACGAUGAUGAGAUUGAAUUUAUUAGUGACGACUACUCUGCCGACCUUACAGAACCCUUGCCUCCGGUCUACUUCCGACCUCGGCCAGCAGAAAACUUGAACCUGGUAGAAAGCAUUGCCUCGCUAAACCCACUGAUGUCUUGCUCCAUCGCCAACCUCACAGAGGAGGAUGCACCUCAACUAUACACUCUCUGCGGCACCGGUGCUAGAAGUAGCUUCAGGACGUUGAAACACGGCCUAGAGGUAUCUGAAAUUGUCGAGUCUGAACUACCCAGCGUUCCAUCAGCGGUCUGGACCACAAAGCUGACUCGAAACGACCAAUAUGAUGCCUACAUCGUCCUCUCUUUCUCCAACGGCACCCUCGUUCUGAGUAUUGGUGAGACUGUGGAAGAAGUCACAGACACCGGCUUUCUCUCAUCCGCCCCUACCUUAGCAGUGCAGCAACUUGGUGAAGACUCCCUCAUCCAAGUGCAUCCAAAGGGUAUUCGACAUAUCCAUGCAGACCAGAGAGUAAACGAGUGGCCGGCUCCACAACAUCGAUCUAUCGUUGCUGCUACCACAAAUGAGAGGCAAGUUGCCAUAGCUCUGAGCUCCGGAGAGAUUGUCUAUUUCGAAAUGGACACCGACGGCUCAUUGGCUGAGUAUGACGAAAAGAGACAGAUGUCUGGCACAGUGACCUGUCUGAGCUUAGGGGAAGUCCCCGAAGGACGAGUGAGGAGCUCGUUCCUCGCUGUCGGAUGUGACGAUUCGACUGUUCGAAUCCUCAGCCUUGACCCCGAAUCAACUCUUGAGAACAAAUCCGUUCAGGCAUUGACUUCUGCACCAUCUGCUCUUUCCAUCAUGUCAAUGAUUGAUUCUACCUCCGGCGGCCCGACGUUAUAUCUACAUAUCGGAUUAUACUCUGGAAUAUAUCUGCGCACGGUCCUGGAUGAAGUAACCGGAGAGCUGUCCGAUACCCGAACUCGAUUCCUGGGUGUCAAGCCAGUCAAGCUCUUCGGCGUUUCUGUCAAGGAGCAGAGAGCCGUCCUCGCCCUAAGCUCUCGCUCCUGGCUUGGAUACUCCGAUGUCCAGACCAUGAGUUUUACUCUCACACCCUUGAACUAUGUCGGGUUGGAAUGGAGUUGGAACUUCUCCUCUGAACAGUGCGUUGAAGGUAUGGUCGGUAUCCAGGGCCAAAACUUACGAAUAUUCUCUAUCGAGAAACUGGAUAACAAUCUCCUUCAAGAGUCAAUUCCUCUUGCUUAUACCUCUCGUAGCCUCGUCCGCCAUCCUGAGUAUCCUAUCUUCUAUGUUAUCGGGUCCGAUAACAACGUUCUUUCACCCUCUACCAAAGCCAAAUUGCUCAGUGAAUCAACUACAGUUAACGGCGAUAAUGCCGAGCUACCUCCAGAGGAUUUUGGCUACCCUCGAGGUACCAACCACUGGGCUUCGUGCAUCCAAGUCGUGGACCCAAUCAACGCCAAGGCUGUCAUGUCCAGGAUUGAACUUGAAGAUAACGAAGCAGCUGUCAGUAUCGCCGCAGUGUCUUUUACGAGUCAAGAAGAUGAAACCUUCCUGGUCGUGGGGACGGGUAAAGGCAUGGUCGUCAGUCCCCGUUCCUUUACGUGUGGCUUUAUUCAUAUAUAUCGAUUCCAAGAGGAAGGUAAGGAGCUAGAGUUCAUCCACAAGACGAAGGUUGAACAGCCACCACUGGCCCUCCUUGGGUUCCAAGGUCGUCUACUUGCUGGUAUCGGCCCUGAUUUAAGGAUUUAUGACCUGGGAAUGAGACAACUCCUACGAAAGUGUCAAGCUCAGAUCACACCGCGUGUGAUUGUGGGACUCCAGACCCAAGGAAGCCGAAUCAUCGUCAGUGAUGUCCAGGAAAGUGUUACCUAUGUGGUUUACAAGUACCAAGAGAAUAACCUCAUUCCCUUUGCUGACGAUAUAAUACCCCGCUGGACUACUUGUACCACGAUGGUGGACUACGAGACGGUUGCUGGUGGCGAUAAGUUUGGCAACAUAUGGCUUCUCCGUUGUCCCCCAAAGGCAUCCGAAGAAGCUGACGAAGACGGUUCCGGUGCCCAUUUAAUACACGAACGACAAUAUCUCCAGGGAGCACCUAACAGAUUAAGCCUGGUAGCACAUUUCUAUUCCCAAGACAUACCCACAAGUAUCCAGAAGACCCAGCUUGUCGCAGGUGGCCGUGAUAUCCUCGUUUGGACCGGUCUACAGGGAACAGUUGGAAUGCUUAUCCCGUUCGUUACCCGUGAUGAUGUCGAUUUCUUCCAAACACUUGAAAUGCAGCUUACUUCUCAAAACCCCCCCUUGGCCGGACGAGAUCAUCUCAUCUACAGAGGCUAUUACGCUCCGUGCAAAGGGGUUAUUGACGGGGAUCUGUGUGAGACUUUCUUCCUUUUGCCAAAUGAUAAAAAGCAGGCUAUCGCAGGCGAGCUCGACCGGUCAGUACGAGAGAUCGAGCGCAAGAUAUCGGUAAGUAUAGCACUGCUCCAUUCCUGCCGCAAAAUAGAGCAAGGUCUAACAUUCAUCUAUAUAGGACAUGAGGACCAAGGUAGCUUAUUAAAUGCCUUUUUUUAA
Microsporum canis CBS 113480 is the source of this 3708-nucleotide messenger RNA. RefSeq names its product pre-mRNA-splicing factor rse1. Gene Ontology annotation, biological process: mRNA splicing, via spliceosome. The transcript has 3 exons. Gene Ontology annotation, molecular function: protein binding; U2 snRNA binding. Gene Ontology annotation, cellular component: nucleus; U2 snRNP. The record is from RefSeq and is a predicted model, not a curated record. The coding region runs from base 1 to 3708 and encodes 1235 amino acids. Lineage: Eukaryota; Fungi; Ascomycota; Eurotiomycetes; Onygenales; Arthrodermataceae.